Cladocopium goreaui is the source of this 696-nucleotide messenger RNA. The record is from the annotation of a GenBank genome assembly. Lineage: Eukaryota; Dinophyceae; Suessiales; Symbiodiniaceae.
CGGCACCCUGCGUUUAGCGCUUUGAAGCAGCUCCACCAUGGCUGACGCUCUGGCGUCAUUGUCCUUUCAGGUCUUAGUCAUUGGCAGCCGCAGCAGUGGCAAGUCCUCCUUUGUUCGCGCCGCGUGGAACGAAUCCUCCGACCACGCGGCGGGGGAGGAAUCCGCCGACGGAGUGCAGAUCCGCAAAGUGACCUCCCUUUACAGCACCUUCAGCACCGUGGUGGACUUUUUAGAGAUGCCGGCAGAGGAUCGCUACGUACCACUCCUGCCGCAUUUUGGUGGCUCUGCCGCCUGUAUCGCGCUGGUGGUCAACAUCGCUGAUCCUCAUGGCCACACAGAUCUCUGCAAUCGCCUAGCAGCUCUGGGUGCUCCAGCGCCCUGUGGCUUGCUGGUGGUGCAAGGCUCCUUACCAGCCAGCGCAGCCUCCGGUGAGGAACGGAGACGUUUGGAGCCUCUGCGAGAUGUCGCCGCGCGUUGGGGCUUGAAGUUCUUGCGCUUCGAAAGCCUUGAACAGAUGGAGAAGGGUCGACUUCUGCAUGCGGUCUGCGACUUGGUCCUUGGAGACGUCCCUGAUGGAGCGGAUCCCAUCCAUUUGGUGGGCCGCCGCGUCACCCGCAACUGAGAUUCACCUGGCACCACGGCGCCCAAGAUGGGCGCCUGCCACUCGGGGCAAAAAGAAGGGUGGCUCCAAUGUGG